This is a messenger RNA of Aspergillus welwitschiae, 1761 nucleotides long. Its product is annotated as wax synthase family protein. The record is from RefSeq and is a predicted model, not a curated record. The transcript has 4 exons. NCBI's taxonomy places the organism in Eukaryota, Fungi, Ascomycota, Eurotiomycetes, Eurotiales, Aspergillaceae. Bases 1 to 1761 code for a protein of 586 amino acids. Gene Ontology annotation, biological process: lipid metabolic process.
AUGCAUUCUUUGCACAACAUUCACAGCGUUAAUGUUCAGCACGCUGAGAAUCUCCAAGCUUUUAUAUUAAAUAUCUCUGCGUCGGACACAUCAGUCAGUGCCUCCCAACUGAAAAUUGGCACACCGCUAUUGCUUGUUCGAACAGGCGAGAUAUACUCCGACCGCAACUCUACCAGGGAUUCACCGGAUCAUGAUGCUGUUCCAGUUUCAAUUCACUUCGUUUUAUUUGAGUCCUCUCUCCAUUUCCUAUUCUUAUCGUUAGGCCGGACCAUCCUUCCGAUGGCCGCCUCUCAACCGCCUUUUUCAUACCGCCGCCUUAUCCACGACAAUCAGGCCCAGUUCGAGUCCCUUGUUCAAAAUGGCGAUGUAAAGCCCGUGCUCCUAUGGCAUCUGAUGUUACCCCUCGUGCUGUCCAUUCUAGCGCUCCUUGUCCCGCAGCAAAGAGGUGGCCGCUAUGUCCGUCCCCUGGUGCUGGCGUGCGUCAUAGGCAUCACCAGCAAUGUCCUCCAACAUCGACGCAUGCUCACAGGAGGCAAUGGCUACAUGGGCGGCCUUAUUCCCGUCUGGAGCACCAUCUGGUCCGCGACGAUUCUUCUCUUCCGCAAUGUUGAGCGCGACUUCAAACGCAUCGAGCGCCACCCAUUAUCAUCUACCAUGACUAUCUCAAACGGCGAUGCCGCCCUCAACGGCCAUGCUAAAGGACCAAAAUGCAUGGUCACUACCAACAACAGCAGCGCCGAACCUGUCUUAUGGCAACCAUACCCGCAGACGUUAUCCCACCGUCUCAACUGGGUCAUAAGUGUAGCCACCAGCAUGCGUGGGCCUGAAUGGAACUGGCGCAUCCCCACCAUGGGCGCCUUACCUGCCUCAGUCCAGGCACAGCUCAACAACUCCCCAGAGCAUCACAGCAAAGAAGAAAAAGCAACCACAACCACAAACACCAACCCAGAACUCAUCACCAUGCGUACUCGUCUCCGUGCCACACUCACCCUCUUCAUCCAAUCCUACCUCCUCCUCGACCUGAUCAAGCUCCUCAUGAUCCGCGACCAAUUCUUCAUGGGCAGCGUAUCUCCUCCUGCACCACCCCCCUUCCCCUUCCACCAUCUAACCCCCUACCCCAUCCUCAUCCACAUCUACCGCUGUCUAGUAACAGGCACCGGCGUCCUCGCCGCCCUUAACUACGUGACCUGCCUCAACCCCCUCAUCUUCGGCGGCCUCUCCCUCGCCUUCCCCAACGCCGCCAAAUCCCUCACCUCCGUCCCCCUCUCCGCUCCCUACCUCUACCCCCCAGCCUUCGGCCCCUUCUUCACCUCCAUCCUCGACCACAGUCUCGCCGGCUGCUGGAGCCUCUGGUGGCACCAGCUCUUCCGCUACGGCUUCAUCUCCGCCGCCCACUGGCUCCUCUCUCUCCUUCCCUCCCGUCUAUCAACUUCCCGCUCCGUCCGCCGUGUACUCACUGCCUUUGUCGCAUUCUCUCUCAGCGGUCUUGUCCAUGCCUCCGGCAGCUACGUCCAAAACCGCGAGACGUAUCCCUUUGCAGGCCCAUUCCGCUUCUUUGUUCUCCAGGCGGUGGGGGUUCUCGUUCAGGGGGUUAUUUCUCCGCUGUGGUUAUGGAUGCCGCGGCCGGCGAGGCGGGCUUGUAAUGCCGUGUUUGCAGUGUCUUGGCUGGUGGGGACGGCGGGAUCGCUGGUAGAAGACUUUUCAAGGGGCGGAUUGUGGUUCACGGAGCCGUUGCCGAUCAUAGAUGGUGAGAGUAGAUGA